AUGAGCUCCCCUUUGGCCAGUGUUAACGAUCCACACAGAAAAUCUCUUGAAGAAGAAGAUCACAUGAUUCGCAGCACCAAAAAGAUCAAGGGCAAGGACGAGAUGGGCGCUAAAGAUAUGGAGACCAAUGAUGCCUCCACUUCUAUUUCACCAAUUUCUCACUGCCCAGGCCCCACACGUGAACUCUCACCCUCUCUUAAGGAUGGAACGCUUGCACUACCUAAGCCCAAAUCGUUUAAGGAUGCACUUGCAGCUCCUAAAAGCAACGAUUUUUACUUUGAUGAUGUGAUGGACACCAUCUCUCCAGAGGAGGAAGCGGAAGAGAGGGACGCUGACAUACCAGAGGCAGUACCUCAAGGCAUACCCAGAAUAUCUCUUCCAAAGCAACUUUUGCAACAAAUACGACAACCUUGGACCAACUCACUUAUUGUAAGACUUCUGGGCAAAAACAUUGGGUACAGAUUGCUCUGUACAAAAGUUAGAAACCUAUGGGCCCUACAAGAUGAAUUCAAUGCCAUAGAUUUGGGAAACAACAACUUUGUGUUCAAAUUUUCUUCUCAGGAGGACUGUGCCCAUGUUUAUUCGGGUGGGCCGUGGGUUAUCCUCGACCAUUAUCUAAUUGUUCGCAAGUGGGAGCCUGAUUUCAAGGCAUCGGAAGCUUUUGAAACCACAACCGCAGUGUGGGUUAGGUUUCCGAAGCUUCCGAUUGAAUACUUCCAAGAAAAGGUUCUGUAUACUAUUGCUAAACAACUAGGGCGUCCUCUCAAGCUAGAUCUCACCACAGCCCUGGCUACCAGAGGCAAAUUUGCUAGAGGUGGAUCAUAG
This is a messenger RNA of Camellia sinensis, 825 nucleotides long. The record is from RefSeq and is a predicted model, not a curated record. Lineage: Eukaryota; Viridiplantae; Streptophyta; Magnoliopsida; Ericales; Theaceae.